AUGGCUGCGGCCGAAGUUUUGGCGUUCACAGAAAGCUGGAGAGGAAGCGGGCCAGGCCGGUUCAGGACCCAGCCCUCGACGACUGGCUGGGAUAGGAGGACUUUACACGUUCAACUAGGACGUAUUUCUGUUGCGUGGGUCCAAAGUAGGAGCUGUUUUUCGGUUCCAGGGUUACCACAAACCCCUAUCGCCGGGCCACUGUUGGUUCCAAACCUCUGGACGAGUUGGCCCAAUAGGCUGCCAAGCGACUCCUCAGCUCAUGACACAUCAUAUGAUGUGUGCGAUCCGAACGAGACAUCCUCCCUUGCUCGACACCAACAACCGACUUGCGCACAUCAUCUUCCCCUGCAGAAGCCGGGCGAGCCAGAGGAGAGACGACGUAGAUCUGAAAACGACCUAUUAUCGGACCCGACUUUGGAUGUGACCGUGGACUUUGAUUCUCGGCAUGGCAUUAUCGAGGCAAAGAAGAAGAAGAACAAUGCCCAAAAGGCUGCAGCGGCAUCAAAGGCGUUUGAUGACAAUAACGGAGGCGAUAAGAAGGACGAUGAUGUCGAAAACAACAAUGGUGGAGGAGAUCAGGGAGGUGGCGACUCGGGAACUGGUAGCGCUGGCGGUGCCGGUGAUGGCUCUGGAGAUGGGGACAAGGAUCAGGAUAAGGACAAAGACAAUGACGGAUCCGGCGACGUUAAAGCAGAUGACGGGUGGGAUGACUUCAUGCCUGCCAAAUCCAAGAAGAAGAAGGGCAAGAAGGGGGCGGAUGCGGAAGCAGACACUGCCCCAACCAUACCUACUACGGACUUUGGAGGAGACGCUUUCCACGAGAUCAAGCUGGGAGAUGAUACUGGAGGCAAACUGGAUUUGAACUUUGGGUCUACGGACACAAAAGACACUUUCGGGGCGUGGGGCACCAAAUGGAACACGGGCGGCAGCAACAAUGCAAACGGCAAUGGCAGUAACUGGGAUUGGUCCGGAACAGCUGGAGGCGAUGCCGGCGCCGGGACUGGUGCUAAGAAGGAUGAGCUUGACUCGAACCCAUGGAACACCAAAGGCACGAAAUCGAAGAAGAAUGGCAAAACUACUUUCUCGUUUGGUGCUUUGGACGAACCCGAGGCCAAACCGGACGAUCCAGCCUCCAGCGAGCCAAAAGAAGAUGAUUUUGCCUUCUUGGCCGGCAGCAAGAAGGAUAAAAAGAAGAAGACGACAAGCGUUUGGGGUACAAAUACCGCGGAAGAAUCGAAGAGCGGCGACGGCGCAGAUGCUGCUACAGCGGCAGAUCCUUGGGGUUGGACCUCAACGAAGAAGAAAGACAAGAAGGCUGAGCCAGAACCGGAGCCCGAGCCAGUUGCACCACCACCGCCAGCAGAUGAUUGGAUGGCAUCUGUAUCUAAAAAGGAUAAGAAGAAGAAGAAAGGCGCGGCCGCUGUUAUUGAAGAGCCAGUGGUUGAAACCAAGCCAGAACCCGAACCCCCUAAGAAGGACGAGGCAGACGAUGUUUGGGACACAUGGGGCACCUCAAAGAAGGAUAAAAAGAAGAAAAAGGGCGCAGUUGAAGAAGUACCAGAAGAACCAGCUGCUCCGCCGCCACCUGAACCUGAACCUGCACCUGCACCCGUCGAUGACUUCUGGGGGCCUGUGACAACAAAGAAGGGCAAAAAGAAAGGCAAAAUCGCUGCUGAACCGACCCCGGAACCGGAGCCAGAACCUAAGGAACCGGAGCCCGAGCCAGUGCCUGAACCUGAGCCUGAACCUGCAAAGAAGGAAGAGGAUAUUUGGGGCAUUGCGACGACCAAGUCAAGCAAGAAGGACAAAAAGAAGAAGAAAGCAUCCAUUUGGGACGAUCCUGAACCUGUCGCUGAACCAGCCGCACCAGAAGGCCCGCCUGUAGAAGCUCCGAAAGAGACGAAGGAAGAAGUUGACGAUUUUUGGGGUACCGCCACCACAAAGAAGGACAAGAAGAAAAAAAAAGGCAAGGAACCUGAGCCUGAGCCUGAACCUGAGCUCGUGCCGGAGCCGGAGCCGGAGCCCGAAACUUUACCCGAACCAGAGCCAGAGAAAAAAGAGGUCGAUAUUUGGGGCACGGCUACUACGUCCAAGAAAGAAAAGAAGAAAAAGAAGAAGGGCGCUAUCGAAGAGGUCGUAGAAGAGCCGCCGCCCCCUCCAGAGGCACCCGACCCUGCACCAGAGCCGGAGCCAGAGCCAGCACCGGAACCGGAACCGGAAAAGAAGGAAGAAGAUGAUUUCUGGGGCAGUCUCUCAAAGAAAGACAAGAAGAAAAAGAAGAAAGGCGCUGUGGAGGAGACGAAAGAAGAACAAGCUCCCUUACAGCCAGAGAAACCUGCUGACGAUAUGUGGGACACUUGGGGUGGAUCUUCAAAGAAGGAUAAGAAGAAAAAAGCAUCUCUGUUUGCUGAUGUUGGCAAUGAGAAGAACGAGGAAGAGACCAAACCUGCCGACGACGACGACUGGUUCUCCUCAGGAAAGAAAGACAAGAAGAAAGACAAGGCAUCACUGCUUGACGGCCCGCCCAAGGAAGAGUCAGCCAAGGACGACAUAUGGGGGUUUGGCUCGAGCUCUAAGAAGGACAAGAAGAAGAAGAAGGGAGCUUCUGACUUGAUUGAACUGGAAGACUCGGACAAAAAGUCCUCCAAAGAAGAACUCGCAAAUGAGACCGUGGAAGCUACUGGCGAUGAUGACUUCUUCAGCUCCUGGGCAACUGGUAAGAAAGACAAGAAGAAGAAGGGAUCCGACGAGGCAUCCCUGAAACCUGACAGCAUCGAGGAACCCGUUGACGACAUUUGGGGUACCGUCACCAAAAAGGACAAGAAGAAGAAGGACAAGUCGAAAGACGACCCCGUGGAAGUAAAGGAAGACACUACUGGUGAGACAGUCCAACCCGACGCAGUAGAGGAGACCAAGGACAGCAAGGCUGAUGAUGACGGCGACUGGGCCUGGACAUCAUCUACUAAAAUCAAGUCAAAAUCACGCAAGGAUGCCUUGGCUGAUCCACCUCCUCCUGCGCCAACUCCCCCCUCUAUGGACCUUACUGAACCUGAAGAUCAAACAGGACAACCCGACGCCGAUCCGUGGGAUGAACUGACUACGUCUAAAUCAAAGUCUAAAUCCAAAGAUAAAGAAGCAGAGAAGGAGAAAGAAAAGUCAAAGAAGGAAAAAGAACCCAAGCUCAGCGAGAAGGAGCUCAAAAAGCUCGAAAAGGAAAAGAAGAAGGCGGAAAAGGCCGAGAAGGAACGCCUUGAACAAGAAGCCAGAGAGGCUGCCGAACGAGAGGCUGAGGAGGCCGCCGCGAGGGAAGCAGAGGAGAAGACAAGACUCGAGGAGGAAGAGAGGGCUCGAAUCGAAGCAGAAGAAGCUCAAAUUGCUCAAGAAGAGGAGGAGUUUGCCGCUCUGGAGGCGAAGAAAGAAAAGAGAAACGGAAAGCUGACCAAGAAGGAUACUGAGAGAUAUAAUCGCCUAAAGGAAGGCGUGGACAAGCGAGCAGAGGAAAAGGCUGCAAAGGAAGCAGAAGAACAGGCAGCCCGGGAGGCAGAGGAAGAAGCUGCACGAGAGGCGGAAGAGCUAGCUGCGCGUGAGGCGGAAGAGCAAGCCGCGAAGGAAGCCGAGGAAGCUGCCAAGAAAUCUUCCAAGAAAAGUUCCAAAUCAAAGGAAAAAGAAAAAGAGAAGGACAAAGACAAGAAGAAAGACAAGAAGUCGUCCAAGGAGCCGCAACCAGAGCCCGAGCCUGAGCCGGAACCAGAACCAGAACCCGUCUUGAAACCAGAGGAGGUGGAAGAGCUCCUCUCCCCCAAAGCAACAAACGAUCCCUUCAGUUUUUGGGGUGUUUCUGGCGGGUCCAAGAAGGCUAAAAAAGUUCUGGAAGAUGCCAUCAAUGACAAGGACACGACACCCUUAUCCAAGGCAGCUGAGGCUGUUUCAAUGAAAGGGGUGUCGUCGCGAAAAGCAGUUGGGGGAAAGAUUGCGGACAGGCUGAAGACCUUUGAGGCUGCGCCAGAAGCGCCCCAAGCAGACCCAGUCCCUCCUCCUCCUCCACCCGCUCCACCAACUCCGCCCAGAGAAGAGAAGAAGAGCUCCAAGUCUAAGAAGAAGACCAAGGAGAUAGAAGAGGCUGAACAUGAGAGUUCGUCUUCAAAGAAGAGCCACAAAUCUUCUGAAUUACCUGGAAGCUUCCCAGCUGACGAUGACGAAGAUGACAUAGUAGCAAUCGUAGACAUGGCACCCAAAGACAAGUCAAAGAAGAGCAAGAAGAGCAAGACAAAGGACGAAGCGCCGCCUCCACCUCCGCCCGUGCCUGACGCCCCUUUGACUCCUCCGCCCGAACCGAAGUCGUCCAAGAAAGAAAGACCCAAGAUCAAUGGAGAUGGCGCGUCAUGGGCAAAAUGGAACGCGACGCCGGUGACGACGCGGAAGGAAGAAAGGAAAGAAGAUCGGAAGGUGUCGACAUCCUCAAAGUCCAAGUCCGACAAACCAUCGAAGCGCUCUUCCGACAAAACCUCGUCCAAAGACUCUGGAUCGGAAAAGGCCGAUCGUGCGCUGAAGCCUGACAAGGCCGCGGGCAAGAUUCGCAUGUCCACUAUGCUUAGCACACCACCCAUCUCCAGGUCUAUGUCUACCAGAGACAAGGAGAAACGGUCAAGCGUGAGCAAGAGGUCAUCGUCGCGCAGGCAUUCGAUGGACGCACAUGGGCUGGCUUCCCCGCCCCCGGAGGAGAUCCCGGAAAUGUCAUCAAAGGCUGCCAAGAUCCUUGGCCUUGAUAAGUCGAGCGGCAAGAAGAAACCUAGAAAGGUCCCUGACGGAGACGACUUCGUGAUGACCGGGGCGCUCGAUGCCGAUGCCAGUGACGCGAAGCGCGACAGACGCCGAUCCAGGAGAUUGCCUGAAGACGACAUCGUCAUGGUUGAUGCCAAUGUUCCAUCGGAUCCUCCAUUGAAGCGCGGGGCAUCAGUGUCGAAGAAGUCAGGGUUCGCCGGUCUCUUUGGCGGAUUGAUGACUCCCAAGUCAGCGCGGGCGACAGCCAAUGCGGAGGCGGAGCCUAUCGUAGGCGAAGCGGACCGCGAGCCCCGGGAAUCGGCACGAAAGUCGAGGCGUAGCGAGCGAGAGCACAAUGACAAGGCGAGUGACGAAUCCCGCCGCGAAAGACGACGGAAGCGCGAGGAUGCAGCCGAUGGCCGCAAAGGGGACGACCGCGAGGCCAGAAGAGCGGAACGCCACGCCGCUCGCCGUGAGGCAGACGAGCAACGUGCCCAAGAAGAAAAGGAGGCUCAAAGGGCUGAACGACGUCGCAUGCGCAAGGAGCGGGAAGCUGCUGCACUUGCGCAGGAGAGGGAUGCCAUCGAAACACGUAGGAGCUCCAAGCAUGAGCGCCGUCGCUCUCAGGCUGACCCAGGAAGAGACGAGGACGCAGGGCGUCAGCGUAAGCGAGAAGAACGCCGUGCCUCUCGUCCCGCUGAAGGGCCCAGCAGCCACAAAAAGAGGAGCAGCCUGCGACACGCUGAGCCAUCUGGCGAUGAGCAGGUGUAUCCUCACAAGGAUCGCAGACGCGAUAGCAAGAAGGGCACAGCAUGGCCACACUCGGGAACGUCGUCCUGGGUCAAGGAGCACUCAGACGCCCCGCCACCGCCUGAGGAUGGUGGUCCAACCGACGAAGAUCAAGCCAGAGCUGAAGCCCGACGAGCGCGGCGGCGGCACAAGCAUGCGGACAUGGCGGCAGACGAGGCAGACGACCAGCGCAGACGUCGAGCGAGACGCGAUGAACGAGAACGGCGCGUUGCUGGCUCAGAAGGCAGUGAUGAACGGCAACAGAGCAGGAGAAACUCUGUUCUAGUUGACCCUGCUCCUCGAACAAGCUGGUGGAGGAAAAUUACGGGGUGA
Messenger RNA from Pochonia chlamydosporia 170, 5883 nucleotides. RefSeq lists its product as hypothetical. The record is from RefSeq and is a predicted model, not a curated record. Lineage: Eukaryota; Fungi; Ascomycota; Sordariomycetes; Hypocreales; Clavicipitaceae. The coding region runs from base 1 to 5883 and encodes 1960 amino acids. The transcript has 3 exons.